UGGUGGAUUCUGGAGGUGUGUACGUGUCACGGCACGCAAGCUUGACAACUAGUAGCACGACAACCUCAAUAUGGCCGCCAGUAUGAACGAUCGAAAUAUCCUCUGUCUUUUUGAUGUCGAUGGCACCGUUACACCUUCCAGAUUGGUUAUACAACCCGAAAUGAGGGAAUUAAUGGCGGAACUUCGCAAGAAGGUCAAAAUCGGCCUUGUUGGGGGGUCAGAUCAGUGCAAAGUUGAGGAGCAAAUGGGUGGCGAAGACGUAACAAAGCUCUAUGACUAUUUCUUCCCUGAAAAUGGGCUUGUUGCUUACAAAGAUGGAAAACUAUUAGCAAUCCAGAAUAUAAAGAAAUUUUUGGGAGAGGAUAGUAUACAGGAGUUAAUUGAUUUCUGUCUUAGUUAUAUGUCAAACAUCAAGAUUCCAAAGAAAAGAGGAACAUUCAUUGAGUUUCGUCAUGGUCUAAUUAAUGUCUCGCCUAUCGGGAGGAACUGUACGCAAGAAGAGAGAAUAGAAUUCUUCGAGUAUGAUAAGGUCCACAACGUGAGAGGCAAGUUUGUUGAGGCUUUAAAGGAGAAGUUCCCCCACCUGGGUCUACAGUACAGCAUUGGGGGCCAGAUCAGCUUUGACGUCUUUCCCAAGGGAUGGGACAAGACGUUCUGUCUAAGACAUGUAGAAGCAGAGGGAUUCAAGGAGAUUCACUUCUUUGGAGAUAAAUGCUAUGAGGGCGGAAAUGACUGGGAGAUCUACCAGGACUCGAGGACUAUUGGCCACAAAGUCACAUGUCCAGAGGACACAAUGAAACUUCUACGAGAGCUCUUCUUUUGAUAUUAUCUGGCAUUAACCACACGCCGUAAUAUAAAGCUUCUUGUAGAAAAUAUAGAAUAGCUUGAAGUAUCUGGGUGACUGUCUGUGAAAACUUCGCUCCAAUUUCUGUACACACAUUUUUGUACAAUUAAAGAUUUCUAAAAUCUUUUUCGGUCAAAAUGUACCCCUUUUAAGUUAUUAACACAAAAAAAAUCUUUCACAAUUUAUUAUUUUAUUAAGGGUUAAAAUCAUAAACUCUGAAAACAUCAAGAAAUUUAUUGUACUUUUACGAGUAGGGCUAUCAUCAAAGGUGGAUAAUUAAACCGGACAUCUAAAAUCAUGAGCAAGCAUAAGCAAAGAGUUAACUUCCUAUGGAUUACAUACUUUCUGUCUGGUUCUGUUCCUCAUCCAAGUCCAAAUUUCUCAUUUUGCGUUAUGUUACUCAGAGAGGGUACUUUUUUUUUAUCUGUUUCACAUCUUUCUUUGUAAAGAUUGUAAAUACAUUGUCUUCAUCGACUUUGUAAAAUAAAAUAACUACCAUGUUAUCAA
Molecule: messenger RNA, 1351 nt
Organism: Nematostella vectensis (starlet sea anemone)
Lineage: Eukaryota; Metazoa; Cnidaria; Anthozoa; Actiniaria; Edwardsiidae
Product: phosphomannomutase 2
Exons: 7
Coding region: 71-823 (250 amino acids)
Biological process (GO): GDP-mannose biosynthetic process; protein N-linked glycosylation; mannose metabolic process
Cellular component (GO): cytosol
Molecular function (GO): phosphomannomutase activity
Source: RefSeq, a predicted model, not a curated record